Larimichthys crocea (large yellow croaker) is the source of this 6283-nucleotide messenger RNA. RefSeq names its product MIB E3 ubiquitin protein ligase 1 (gene mib1). The record is from RefSeq and is a predicted model, not a curated record. Gene Ontology annotation, biological process: Notch signaling pathway; protein ubiquitination; endocytosis. Gene Ontology annotation, molecular function: zinc ion binding; protein binding; ubiquitin-protein transferase activity. Bases 855 to 3974 code for a protein of 1039 amino acids. Gene Ontology annotation, cellular component: cytoplasm. Lineage: Eukaryota; Metazoa; Chordata; Actinopteri; Sciaenidae. The transcript has 22 exons.
UCAAACAUUGUUUAUUUACUUAUCUGCACAUAUUGUUCUGAUUGGAGGAUGCUUAUAUGAUCCAAUAACAACAUAUCCACAAGUAUCUCCAUCCAUCCGGAUGCUAAAAGGGUUAAAACCCUGAGAUUAUGUAUUUUUCCAUGCACUGGAGCUGGGAAUGGUGUUGAACAUGCGCAGGCACGCCGUGGGGCCGGACUCGUGGUGCUUGUUUUCCGAGCCUGGAGUCUUCGGGCUUUGCCGUUCACCUCCGGAGCUAGUUGUUGCUCGUCUGAGGUCUUGAACGAUGAUUGACAAUAAUGGCGACGCGUUUAUUCUGAGUUGACUCCAGGGAACCAUCUCUGGCUGACAAAGAGGAGCGACCGUGGAUGGAUUUUCAGCCUCUCUACGCACAACAACAAUAAGGAUUAAACCCCAAAAAAAACAAAAACAGGCGCUAAAAACAAAACCAGGACUACAGUCACCACAGACGAGAAGAGGACCUGAGAGGUUUAUCGAGCUAGCACUGCGAGAGCUAGCAGCCUGCGCUAGCUUGCUAAGUUGAAGCUUUCUCGUGUUGUGGAGGAGAGAGACGAGCUUUCUGAGCGAUGUGGCCACUUAACAGGCUUUUAGGGUAACAGGCUUUGUUUCUGUCAGAGGCUGACACGUUCACGUUUCAGCUUGUGGGGAUAGUUUUUAGUCCCGACAGCCUUUUCCUUUAUAGGUGGCUAACUUUAGCUCGCAGGCUAGCUUUUGUGGAUUGUCUCUUUCCUGUUGGGACUUGCUUUUUUUUUUUUUUUUUUUUUGUGUGGAAGCUGUCCACCGAGAUAUAUCUCAAAACACGAUUCCUGUGGCUUUGUGAGGUUUGUUUUUUGUAAAUGACCACCGGCAGGAAUAACCGGGCGAUGAUGGAGGGAGUAGGGGCGAGAGUGGUCCGCGGACCCGACUGGAAGUGGGGGAAGCAGGACGGCGGAGAGGGACAUGUCGGCACCGUGAGGAGUUUUGAAAGUCCAGAGGAGGUGGUUGUUGUCUGGGAUAAUGGCACGGCUGCUAACUACAGAUGUUCCGGUGCUUACGACGUGAGGAUACUAGACAGCGCUCCAACAGGCAUCAAGCAUGAUGGAACCAUGUGUGACACCUGCCGCCAACAGCCCAUCAUUGGCAUUCGCUGGAAAUGUGCUGAGUGCGCCAAUUAUGACCUCUGCACAACCUGUUACCAUGGCGACAAGCAUCACCUGAGACACCGGUUUUUCAGGAUCACCACCCCGGGCAGUGAGAGAGUACUUCUGGAAUCACGUCGCAAGUCAAAGAAAAUCACAGCCAGAGGGAUCUUCACUGGUGGCCGGGUGGUGAGAGGAGUGGACUGGCAGUGGGAAGACCAAGAUGGAGGCAACGGAAGGAGAGGAAAGGUGACAGAGAUCCAGGACUGGAGUGCAGCCAGCCCUCACAGCGCUGCCUACGUACUGUGGGACAAUGGGGCCAAGAACCUGUACCGAGUUGGCUUUGAGGGAAUGUCGGAUCUGAAAUGUGUCCAGGAUGCCAAAGGGGGCUCUUUUUACAGAGACCACUGUCCCGUUUUAGGUGAGCAGAAUGGCAACAGAAAUCCUGGCGGUCUCCAGAUUGGUGACCUGGUCAACAUCGAUUUAGACCUAGAGAUUGUUCAGUCCCUCCAACAUGGCCACGGUGGGUGGACUGAUGGCAUGUUUGAGACGCUCACCACCACCGGCACAGUAUGCGGCAUCGAUGAAGAUCAUGAUAUUGUCGUUCAGUACCCUAGUGGGAACAGAUGGACAUUCAACCCAGCAGUGCUGACAAAGGCUAAUGUAGUGCGCAGCGGUGAAGUAGCAGCUGGGGCAGAGGGAGGCACUUCCCAGUUCCUAGUGGGAGACCUGGUCCAGAUUUGCUAUGACAUCGACCGCAUCAAGCUGUUACAAAGAGGCCACGGAGAGUGGGCUGAGGCGAUGCUCCCGACUCUAGGCAAGGUGGGCCGCGUGCAGCAGAUCUACUCCGACAGUGACCUGAAGGUCGAGGUUUGUGGAACUUCUUGGACGUACAAUCCCGCCGCUGUCACAAAGAUUGCCCCGUCGGGCUCUGCUGUCAGCAACGCUUCCGGAGAGCGUCUGUCUCAGUUGCUGAAGAAACUAUUUGAGACACAAGAGUCCGGAGACAUCAACGAGGAGCUAGUGAAGGCAGCGGCCAAUGGAGACCUUGCCAAGGUGGAGGACAUCCUUAAGAGACCUGAUGUGGAUGUGAACGGGCAGUGCGCUGGACACACUGCUAUGCAGGCAGCAAGUCAGAACGGUCACGUGGAUGUCCUAAAGCUGCUGCUCAAACACAACGUGGACUUGGAAGCCGAGGACAAAGAUGGAGACCGGGCAGUGCACCACGCAGCCUUUGGUGAUGAGGGCUCUGUCAUUGAGGUGCUGCAGAGGGGCGGUGCUGACUUGAACGCCAGGAACAAGAGAAGGCAGACUCCGUUACACAUAGCUGUCAACAAGGGCCAUUUGCAGGUGGUCAAAACCCUGCUGGACUUUGGCUGCCACCCCAGCCUCCAGGAUUCGGAGGGGGACACACCCCUGCAUGAUGCUAUAAGCAAGAAGAGAGAUGACAUGCUGUCUGUGCUGCUGGAGGCCGGCGCUGAUGUCACCAUCACCAACAAUAACGGGUUCAAUGCCUUGCAUCAUGCUGCCCUGCGAGGAAACCCCAGUGCCAUGCGUGUGUUGCUAUCCAAACUCCCGAGGCCUUGGAUCGUAGACGAGAAAAAGGACGACGGUUACACUGCGUUGCACCUGGCCGCCCUCAACAACCAUGUGGAGGUGGCUGAGCUGCUGGUGCAUCAGGGCAAUGCCAGCUUAGACAUCCAGAACGUCAACCAGCAGACGGCAUUACAUCUGGCAGUGGAGCGUCAACACACCCAGAUAGUCCGGCUGCUCGUCCGGGCGGAGGCCAAGCUCGAUGUGCAGGACAAAGACGGGGAUACGCCGCUUCACGAGGCACUGCGUCACCACACGCUGUCCCAAUUGCGACAACUCCAAGAUAUGCAGGACGUCAGCAAAGUGGAGCCCUGGGAACCCUCCAAGAAUACAUUAAUCAUGGGCUUGGGUACCCAGGGGGCAGAAAAGAAGAGUGCAGCAUCCAUUGCCUGCUUCCUGGCAGCUAACGGAGCGGACUUGACCAUUCGUAACAAGAAGGGCCAGUCCCCACUGGACCUGUGUCCCGACCCCAGCCUCUGCAAGGCUCUGGCCAAAUGCCACAAAGAGAAGAGCAGUGGCCAGGUGGGCACCCGCAGUCCUUCUCUGAACAGCAACAUCGAGUCACUGGAGGAGUGUAUGGUGUGUUCAGACAUGAAGAGAGACACUCUGUUCGGGCCCUGUGGACACAUCGCCACCUGCUCCCUGUGCUCACCUCGUGUGAAGAAGUGUCUCAUCUGCAAGGAUCAGGUCCAGUCAAGAACCAAGAUUGAGGAGUGUGUGGUCUGCUCUGACAAAAAGGCAGCCGUGUUGUUCCAGCCCUGUGGUCACAUGUGCGCUUGUGAGAACUGUGCCAGCCUCAUGAAGAAGUGCGUACAGUGCCGGGCUGUGGUGGAACGCCGCACUCCCUUUGUACUUUGCUGUGGAGGGAAAGGUAUGGAGGAUGAUGCCGCUGAUGAUGAUGAUGAUGAUGAUGAUGAUGAUGAUGACCUUACAGGGAGCUCUAACACUAUGGCAGGGGGAUCGCAGGAUCUUCUCCAGCCCAACAAUCUGGCACUAAGUUGGUCCAGCGGAAACAUCCCAGCCUUGCAGAGAGACAAGGACAACACCAACGUCAACGCUGACGUACAGAAGCUACAGCAACAGCUCCAGGACAUCAAGGAGCAGACCAUGUGUCCGGUGUGCCUGGACCGGCUGAAGAACAUGAUCUUUAUGUGCGGCCAUGGCACCUGCCAGCUGUGUGGGGACCGAAUGAGCGAGUGCCCCAUCUGCCGCAAGGCCAUCGAACGCCGCAUCCUCCUCUACUAGAUGCACCCCCCGCAGACUCUCUCCCUCUCUCUCUUUCUCUCUCUCUUCUCUUAAAGCUCACACCGACCACGCCCGCAAAGUCACAAUCACACCAGCUGCUGCUGCUGCCGCUGCUGCUGCUGCUGCUGCUGCUGCUCGACCAUCCUCACAGCACUCGAGUCAGCCAGCCAAGGGCGUUCUCAAAUGUCUUACUCGACACAACAAAUGCUCUCUUAACGGUUUGAUUGUGUUCAGAUGGAAUUACUGUUACAAAACAAGAAGAAGAAGAAAAAAAAAAUGAACUGACUUUUAUCAGUUUUGCUGUUCUGUCAUCAGUGUGUCCUAACCGCUGCCAGAAAGACGCUCCCAUCACAGGCGUCCUCCUCAUUUUCUCUCCGUCUUUCUUUUCCCACCAUCCCCUUCCCGUUCUCCUUUCUGCGUCUUUUUCUCUGUUUUUACUCUAUGUACUCUAUCUUUUCUCUGAUUGAGUCUAUGGCGGCUCCUUUACGAUCAUUGUCUUGGAUAUUUACUUCACGGGCGAGUCCUAUUUCUGGAUUCCAUCCUGGAUGAGGAGGAUGGUGAUGUAGAGGUCGGCCCCGUUACCUUUUUUGAUGUAAAGUUCUCAUGCAUCUGUCGCAGUCAGUGCCAGCUGCAGUCAAGUUUUAUUGUAUUUGUAAAUCUUUAUGCACGUGUAUCGGUAACAGAAUCUCCAGAUGUGGAUUUUAAGUACUUCAUUUUUCACGACAGUAUGACAAGUUUGUGACACAUAACUGUUUGCGCCUCUUAAAGGUUCAGUGGGUGUUUAAAGCUUCAUGUCUGUGUUCAGUUUGGCUGUUGUGACACGCUGCAUGCCGACUCUCCUUGCAUUUGAAGACCAGAUGUUGGCAGUUUUGCACUAGAAAAUGCUUAGUCAGGGUAAAAAAAGCUCUUUCUUGCACUGGCUUUGGAGGUCCACCUCAGUUUAAGAUAAAAAAAAAAAAAAACAGAUAAAGUUGUAGUAACUGCCAGGUAGCACGCCACGCCCGUACUUUGUUUACCAAGCUGUACUGAGAACGACGGCAGAUGUUGCAACACCCUUUUUGGCCUGUAAAUUCCAGAGCCGCCUUGUCGGGAUUUUCAAGAAUUCAACACGAACUCGUUCAGCUUCUGUCCGGUGAACAGCCCCACGUUGUACCCGUUUGUACACACAGACCCACACGAUGCAAACAUUUCUGUAACAAGAGUAUCCUGUCACAACUUGAUGUUAAACUGUCGAGACUUGGUGGUAUUUGUCUGACAAAAAAUAAAUAAAAAAUGUACAAUUCAACGAGCAUUGCUAAUUUACCAUUGAUGAUGACUGUGCCAUUUGCUUCCAAAAAUCAAACUUGUUAAAUAACUUGUAUGGGGAUAAGGUGCUCUUUAUCUUGUAUUACUUUUUUUAUUUAAGUGUAUUUCUUUUUCUCAAAAUCAACAUUUUAUUGAGUUAGAGAGUACAAUCUAUUAGAACACUAAGAUGAAAAUGUAGAAUAAAUUAUUUUGUAUUGCUGCCCAAAAAAAAAACAAAAAAAAGGAUUUAUAGGUAUCACUGCCUUCCUAAUAUGUAGCCUCAAAAUCUCUCAAACGUUCUGCUUUGAUAUUAAUGUUGAGAUACAUUUGUGAUGUUUUUUUUGUUGUUUUUUUUGUUUUUUUCGUUUGUUUGCUUUUUGUUGUCGAUAGCUUUCUAGCAAUCAUCAUCAGUAGAAGCAUUUUUCUCUGGAGUAGGUCUCUGUAAGCCUAACUUGUUCAUUUGUGAAACGGGGAGAAAAACAAAAAGACAUUUUGUUGUCAAAAGUGUCAAGUAUCUUUUCACCAGUGUUUUAUUUGGGAGGAAAGCUAAUGAUUUUUUUUUUAAAGACAGAAUUGCCUUUUCUCUUUUUAAAAGGCAGUUGUCCAUGUGGAGGUGGCUAGCUUGCUCUGCUGUGCUCUGCUCUGCUAUGUGGGAAUUUGCAACUGCAUACAAGUUUUUUUUGUUUUUUCUUUUCUUUUAGGACUGAAAGCUACAUUUUUUUUUUUUUUUUUUUAGUACAGUUUUAAUUCUUUUCAUUGCUCAUGAUAACACUUUAAGCUAGAAGCACUAAUACGCUCUAUGGUAGUGUUGUCUUGUUAUGGUUGUUAUAAAAAAGCCUAUUUUGUACUUUUUAUUUUCAAAUCCUGUAACUGUCCUGUUGGAAAUGUAUCCGUAGUAUUUUCUUUGGCAUGAAUGUUUGACAUGCAGUACGACAUGUAUCAUGGAAACCGUUCAGUCUGUAUUGCUAAUAAGUGCUUUUAAAACAACCAUAUAGCUGAAAUAAAGUUCUAAAUGAACCAUGGGA